Molecule: messenger RNA, 2534 nt
Organism: Branchiostoma floridae (Florida lancelet)
Lineage: Eukaryota; Metazoa; Chordata; Leptocardii; Amphioxiformes; Branchiostomatidae
Product: probable inactive protein kinase DDB_G0270444
Exons: 11
Coding region: 466-2379 (637 amino acids)
Source: RefSeq, a predicted model, not a curated record
CCUGCUUCAUGUUUUGCUAUUCAGUGAGCUGUUUUUGGAGCACGUUUGGUCGUUCGUUGAUGACUGAGAUGUCUAAAGGUAUGCAUGAGUUUACUACAAGCUGUGGUAUCCCAAAUAAUUGAGUUAAUAAAGAUAAAAUGUGGUGAAAUACCUUUGAUUGUGUCAUUUUGUCUCGUAACAUACUUGCCCCCCUCCCCAGUUAGACGUAAACAAAGCAUAUAUCGGUAAUUUUCUAGACUGAAACCAUGGGUAUCCUUUCCAUUCUCGGUGGGAAUGAUAGACAAGUUAUGUGACCCCAACAGACCCAUGUCCCAUGAGUAGAGGGAUAUAGUAGAUCGCGCGCAAUUUUGGCUCAUUCAGUCAACGGUUUCUUGAGAGGAGCAGCUCUCUCCCGAGCUCUCUCUCUCAUAUUAUUAGGACUUCCCUUCCAAUCCUAUCCUGUCUUUUUCGUGGUUUGAGGCCAAAAUGUGCUACUGUAGUUACGUCAUUCUUGUUCUCCUGCUGCUGAUGGCUGGGGAUGUGGAAGUAAACCCAGGGCCAGGACAAGAUCCAUUUUCCACAUCAAACUUUUUCAAGUUCAAGAUCGCAGGUCUGCAGCAUGAGGUACAGCAGGCACAACAACAACAACAACAACAACAACAGCAGCAGCAGCAGAUGUAUCAGCAGGUUCUGUACAUUCCUGUUGCUCAACAAACGCAGCAUGUUCCUCAAGCAGCGCUAAAUGAGGAAAGACAAAGGCGACUAGAAGCUGAAGAGAGCGCAAGAAAUCUUGAGAGACAGUUGCGGGAAUGUAGAAGACAGGUUCAGUUAGCAGAGAGAGCGUUAAGGGAAGAAAGAGGUGUGGCAGCCAGAGCCAAUGAAAGGGUUGCGGAAGUGGAAAGACGCGUGGCCGAGUUAGAACAGAGGGUGAAGUCCAAGAAGGAGGUCAGGCAGAAGAGAUCUAGCUUUAAGAAGAUGGGAUCAACAAAACCAUCCAGUCAGUUAACCGCAAGUGGGAACAAGAAGAGGAAACAAGCGUACAAGGCUAGGCUGAAUCAUACCUUCCGCAACUUUCACACAGACGUGAAAAAAGCAAGGGUUGAACUGUUCCUGGAAGGCCACAACAAACCGCACAUCAUCAAAUGGGAAGAGAGGGAGCCUUCUUCACCUCAGCCCUCCCAGGACAGUGACAAGACCAGGGAGGUGCAAAAGUGGCUAAGAGUGAAGGACAAGUUCACCAUCUCCGAUGAGGGCUACCAUGAGAUCCGGAUGAUGGAUCAAGCCAAUGUGCCACCAUUGUACAGAGUGAUUGAGGAGAGGGUUCGCCAGAACAAAACAAUUGACAUCAUCACAGAGGCCAAUAACAACAUGGCCAGGCGUCCAGUGAGGGAGCUGCUGAAAGAACUCCUCAAACAUCCAAAGUACGGUGGAACUGUCAGUGACCAGAUUUCGGUAAGAUUUUCUGGGGAUGGAAGGCAAGUAACAAGGAACAACAGAAUCGGUGCAGUGAUGGGUACUCUGCGGAUUGUGCCAAACCGCAACACCAUCAACGAAGACACGCCGAGUACCCGGCUGCACCAUACCAUCAAUGAAGAGGCCUCCAUUUUUGUUUAUGAAGGAGGAGAGGACCAUGAGGUGCAGAAACAGACUGCAGCCACAGUGUACCAGGAAAUCAAGGACAUCAGGGAGAAUGGUCUAAUCAUUGGAAGCAAGACAGUCAAAGUGCAAUGGUACCUCACGGCAGACUGGAAGUUUCUGGCCAUUCUACUUGGCUUGAACCAAGCCAACAGUAACUCCUUCUGCCUAUGGUGCCAUUGUACGAAGGACCAGAUAUGUAACUUUGACAUACUAAACUGGGACAUACAAAGGAAAGUGGGGGACCACACUUGCUUGAUCGGCCAGAGGGAGCACAAAGGACACAUCCUGACUCCCCUGGUCGACUUCAAAUUUGAUGCGAUCAUCCCUGAUGUGCUGCACAUGGGCAUGAGAAUCAGAGGGAAGCUCUUCAACCAGGUAGUUGUGUGGGCCAUAAAUCAAAGACGAACAAAGGAGUUGGCGGCCGCAAUGAAGGAGACCGGUGUCCCCUUCAGAUUGGUGGAGGGGACAGGAGACGACGGAAAGGGCUCCAUAAAAACAUGGACACAGCUGAAUGCAAAACAACUAGAGCGUGUGUUCCACAAGCUGAACCUUCACGCGGUCCUCACUGAUAGGUGGAGCGCUAAUGGGAUAUCAGUCGCCAGCCUGAAUGUGGCUAAGCUGAGGACUGAGCUUCAGAAGCACGGUGUGGAGAUACCCAGCAAAUCGAAGAAGGCUGACCUGGUCAGACUACUUACAGAUGCCCUGGACAGUGACCAGCUUCCACUACCUGAGGAUGAUGAUGAUGAUGAAGAAAAAUCCUGAUUGUGGAUAACAUCAUCCAGCUUUGGAAGGAUUUUGAGGAGCUGGCAGUUGCCAUGAAGGCUGCCCCAGGUGCAGCUGGCCACCUGACCCACACAGUAUUCAAACAGAAGGCAAGGGACUGGGGCACAUUCUUCAGGAGAGUGACAUAUGAUGAG